This is a messenger RNA of Paramacrobiotus metropolitanus, 1279 nucleotides long. RefSeq lists its product as uncharacterized. The record is from RefSeq and is a predicted model, not a curated record. The coding region runs from base 217 to 960 and encodes 247 amino acids. The transcript has 2 exons. NCBI's taxonomy places the organism in Eukaryota, Metazoa, Tardigrada, Eutardigrada, Parachela, Macrobiotidae.
UUCAAAUAGUACGACAAAUAUUUUGUGUACGCCUCGAACUUCGAAGUCGUGAUUUGAAAAUCGUGAUCAGUCUUAGGUAAUAGUGGUUUCUAGACUGGGAACUGGGACAACGUUCCGCAGUUUUUAAAAUCGAACUGCAGUGAGGUUGCUGCCGCAAAACCGUAUUGGCUGUUUAGGUUAAAGCCCGUUGAGUGGAAAGUUUUCCUGAUCUCAACAAUGUCUGGUGUCAUCAUACAAACUGCUCCGACGUCACUGACCAAUGGGCAGCUCCACAAUCGGAAAGCAGUCCUAAGGUUUGGAGUUCUACAAGUAUUAUUUGGGAUACUACUUGUUAUACUGGACAUUAUAGCAUUCACCUGGUACUCUCCCGCGGAUAAUCGAACUCGUGCCAGCACCGCAUACGGUUCCGGCUGCUGGGGUGGUGGUUAUUUCGUUAUUACCGGUAUAUUUGGUGUGCUGGCUGGACGCAUUAUACCACCCCAACAAGGACCACGGGUUCGUCGUGGCUUUCUGAUCACAUCAUUGGUACUCAGCAUUCCCGGUUUUAUCCUUGCUCUGACAAUGAGCGUAUUAAUUGAUAACGAUUUGGUGCUUACUCAGUGGAUUCUGCUGCACUGUUCGAGCUGCAUUCUCAUUCCCGGCGGCACUGAAGCAUUUUCAUUACUUGCGGCUCACACUGCCUUCUUCAGUAUUAUGAUGGCGGUCAAUCUUGGUCAGGUGGUGUCGACCAGCGUCAACAUCCACAAACUGCCCAAUACUGCUCGCAGUUUGAAUUUUGACGUCAAUUAUGGACCCUAUACAAUACCCUCGGUUGCUGAUCAGCAAACGUCGUCGACAACUGACCAGACAGACCACGCCCGGGCAAAAGUCACGCCAUUGGUUCCCGCUGAUUGGCUUCCACCUCCUUAUGAAUCGCUACCACUGCACAGCCACAUUCAACAUGCUGAUGGCUCGAAGUAGCCAUUCGAAGCUGGAACUCGGCGCAUUAACACUACAGCUGCAUAUCACUUUAUUGCGAUUGUCGAGGGUUUUUUUUAUUGAGUUAUUCAAAUUAACAUUGGUAAACUCAAAAUUACACUGUACGCAGUUCGCAUCGUUUCAACACACAGUACACUUCAUCCAUUCUCUUACUGAUACAAAACGUUUCCUGAACGCCACAUCGCACUAAAGCAAUACUGAUUCUCUGCUUCAGGAAUUGAGUGUUGUAGGCUAAAUCUGAAAUGCGAGACUAGUAAGUGAUUAACAAGGAAGCAGUAAUUGUUGCAUACCAGUCGAUGUC